Bathycoccus prasinos is the source of this 1089-nucleotide messenger RNA. RefSeq lists its product with no specific name. The record is from RefSeq and is a predicted model, not a curated record. Gene Ontology annotation, cellular component: cytoplasm. Bases 1 to 1089 code for a protein of 362 amino acids. The transcript has a single exon. NCBI's taxonomy places the organism in Eukaryota, Viridiplantae, Chlorophyta, Mamiellophyceae, Mamiellales, Bathycoccaceae.
AUGCACACAACACCAACCGGUUCAGAGGAGGAGGCAGAGGAGAAAGAACAAAAAAAAGAAGAACAAAAACGUGUAGCAGAGGAGGAUAUAAUCAUGAAAUCGCGGUUGCUUUCGAACGCUUUCAAGUGCCUGUCGCCCGGACAGACUCGUCACAUGUCGUCUUCUUUGGGAAAUUCCAUCCAAAGCGCGAUAGAUAUCGCGAAGGAAAGCGAAGCAGAAGCUUUAAAAAAUGUACCAAAAAUGACCUAUUACUCCGCGUGGUUCUGCCCAUUCGCACACAGAGCGACGUUAGCGUUAGAACGACACCGCGGUUUCCUCUCGUACGAAUGGGUUGAAUCCUUAGGGUGGGAGAAACGAAGCAAAACGAACGAAGAGAUUAAGACGAAACACGAGAAUUGGUACCACUACAAAUCGCCAGAUUUGUUAAAAGCGAAUCCGCUCGGGAUGGUACCGACGAUUAAAGACGAGUUUAACAACGUGAUCACGGAAUCGAUCGUGUGCAUACAAUACAUAGACGAGAUUGUGAACGGAGGUAAGGAACCGAUAUUAGCGUCUUCGGCAGCCGAACGCGCGAAGGAACGGGUGAUGGCGGAUUUCGUCGCCAAGACUAUUUGUAGCAAAUACUAUUCCGUGUUGGUGAGACAAGAGGAAACGGAGCAGUUAGAAGCGUUCGGAGAGAUUGAGAAGGCGAUCGAGAAGUUUGCGACGCAUUUAGUAGAUGAUGACGAUGUGAUGAUAGAUGGCGAAAAACGCGAAAAAGGACGGUUUUUUAACGGUCGCCAAACGCCGGGUUUAGUCGAUUUAACGCUCUUCCCUUGGGCGUGGCGCUUGCCCGUGUUUGAAACCCACCGGGACGAAAGGUUCAAAAUCGACCCCGCUAAAUCUGUCGGUUUGCGCAAAUACAUGCGAUGGUUGCGCGAUAUGGUUAGUCGAGACGACGUCUCGCGCACUUUACCAAACUGGGAGGAAUAUUUACAACACAUAACGAGAUACGCCGACGGUUCCGCUCGAAGCAAAGUCGCCAACGCCGUUCGAGACGGAAGAAACGCGCACGAAUACGACGACGAGAAAGAUGACGUCAAAGAAUAA